AUGAGCUACGUGACACAACUGGCCCUCAUGAACGCCAAGUGGGAUGCGACGCAGACAAACCUAUCUGCAGCACCCAUAUCAAUGCCGCCAGCUCGGACGGAGUGCCCGGUUCCCUCGCCGAUGACCUCAAUGGAAGAAUUUGAUGCCUUUGAGGAGCGCCUCCUGGACACCAAAUACUGGCACAGCAGGCGCUACGAGUUUUCCCUCUUCUAUUUGGUGUCUAAGAGGCGUUCCUCAAAGGCAUCAAAUUCAGCCGGCGGUACAGGGCAUUCCGUCUGGACUGGCGGCAUAGAAAUUGGUUCUUCAAGGCCGCAUUCACCUUUGCGUCCAUGA
Dibothriocephalus latus is the source of this 333-nucleotide messenger RNA. The record is from the annotation of a GenBank genome assembly. NCBI's taxonomy places the organism in Eukaryota, Metazoa, Platyhelminthes, Cestoda, Diphyllobothriidea, Diphyllobothriidae.